AUGGGAAGACGCCGUCUCGUCCGGCCGGGUGCCGGCCGGGGCAGUUCCGGGGUGAGCCGCUCCAUUCGCGUCCCGGGACCCGGCUGGUGGCUGCGCUCCCCGCCCCGCCGGCGUUGGGAGUUCGAGGCGACAGAGAAGCAUGUCCGGCCGCGGCAAGCAGGGCGGCAAAGUGCGCGCCAAGGCCAAGUCGCGCUCGUCGCGCGCCGGGCUGCAGUUCCCCGUGGGCCGCGUGCACCGGCUGCUCCGCAAGGGCAACUACGCGGAGCGGGUGGGCGCCGGCGCCCCCGUCUACCUGGCGGCCGUGCUCGAGUACCUGACGGCCGAGAUCCUGGAGCUGGCGGGCAACGCGGCCCGCGACAACAAGAAGACGCGCAUCAUCCCGCGCCACCUGCAGCUGGCCAUCCGCAACGACGAGGAGCUCAACAAGCUGCUGGGCAAAGUGACCAUCGCGCAGGGCGGCGUCCUGCCCAACAUCCAGGCCGUGCUGCUGCCCAAGAAGACCGAGAGCCAGAAGACCAAGAGCAAGUGACCGCACCCCCCGCCGGGCGCCUGCGGACUCCCGAGGGCUCGGAGGGCGCGCUGGGCGCCGGGGUGGGCAGCCAGGGGGCCGCCGGGGCCAAUAAAGUCGGUGAAAAGCG
Messenger RNA from Sorex araneus (European shrew), 638 nucleotides. RefSeq names its product histone H2A.J. Gene Ontology annotation, molecular function: DNA binding; structural constituent of chromatin; protein heterodimerization activity. The transcript has a single exon. NCBI's taxonomy places the organism in Eukaryota, Metazoa, Chordata, Mammalia, Eulipotyphla, Soricidae. Gene Ontology annotation, cellular component: nucleosome. The record is from RefSeq and is a predicted model, not a curated record. Bases 140 to 529 code for a protein of 129 amino acids.